This is a messenger RNA of Penicillium brevicompactum, 1404 nucleotides long. RefSeq names its product AAR2 splicing factor family protein. Lineage: Eukaryota; Fungi; Ascomycota; Eurotiomycetes; Eurotiales; Aspergillaceae. Bases 1 to 1404 code for a protein of 467 amino acids. Gene Ontology annotation, biological process: spliceosomal tri-snRNP complex assembly. The record is from RefSeq and is a predicted model, not a curated record. The transcript has a single exon.
AUGUCCACACACGAGCCCACUCCGACAAUCCUUCUCCCACAAGUCCCACCCAAGACCUUAGUCGGUAUCGACCUCAUAACGUUUACCUCGACCGCCAAUUUCCACGGAAUACGUGACCUCUCUCCUGGAUGGCACUUUCUCUACACUGGCGCAACGGAGACUCUGUCUCUCCGCAGUGGCGCAUGGUUCUACAUCGGCGACAUCAAUGCCGCAGGCAAGGGGACUGACGACAUGGCGCUCGUCUCGUCAUCUCAAACAAAACCCCCACGUUCGCCAGUUCAGGAUAUAUACAUUUGGAAAUGGAGCGCGGAUACAGAGACUUUGCUUCCACUCGGUGGAGACAGCGAUUCCGAUCGCCAGGAGGCUAUGCGCUACAAAGCGAACCUUGGUGGUGUGUGGCAAAGUGGAAAGUUGUUCAAAUAUCGCAGUCGAAUUGCACCUUCCAUGCUUGUCAAGCCCGAGACAGCCGAAUCAGACAAGAAGGAGGAUACAGACGAGGCUCAACCCCAGAUCGAAGCGCCAGCCCCGGCAGAGGACGAUGCGCAGGCAGAGGAGAAUGGACGAAGAGACUGGUUUGGCUUGACGAACCGCAUCUCGCCCAGUCUUUUGUCGCGCGUCAUUGGCGGUCCGGAGAUCGAUGUGGAUGGUCAUCCACGAUGGCUGUUGACGUCUGCUUCAACGGCUGAUCGAGAUGCGGAUCACAUUCCAGGAGUCGACUCGCAGGCCACAGAAACCAAUCAGCCGGUGGCAGGUGAGGAACCAGAACGUGAGUUUGGCUUCAUCCCCAUAGACCUGAAGCGGACAUGGAGGGAAGGCGCUGUUGGACGUGAAAGGACAGAAGCAGCUCAAGACCGGUCUUGGGCUUUAGGGGACCUGAUCGAUCGUUAUGCCGGAGAGGCUGCUGGAGGAAACCAAUUGCUCGGAGAAUUGCAGUUCACCUUCCUCAUGGUACUGACCAUGAUGAAUUACUCCUGCCUCCAACAAUGGAAGCGACUUCUCGAGCUUGUGCUUACCUCUCGAGCCGCAGUUCUGGAUAGAGAAGAGUUCAUUAGCGAAUUCAUCCAGAUUCUCUCAUUGCAGCUUCAGCGAUGCGACGAUGUUGAGGGUGGAUUAUUCGAGAUUGAUGGGGAUGAGGGCGGUGCUUUUUUGCGCAGUCUGCUCAUGAAACUUCGUCAGUCGGUAGAUGACUUGGUCGAGGAUGACGCAGAGUCUACUGUUAAACAAGAGCUUGACGAACUCCAGGAAUGGGUGAAAGCUGAAUAUGAUUGGGACUUGCAUCCUGGCCCAGUUGUUCGCCACGGCAUGCUUCAAUUAGAGGACGGUGAGGAGGUUGAGAUGGACUGGGACGGAAAUGACGAAGACGAAGAGACCGGAGAGUAUGCCCCAAUGAUUGUUGAAAUGUGA